Olea europaea var. sylvestris is the source of this 945-nucleotide messenger RNA. Its product is annotated as xylulose kinase-like. Gene Ontology annotation, molecular function: D-xylulokinase activity. Gene Ontology annotation, biological process: xylulose metabolic process. NCBI's taxonomy places the organism in Eukaryota, Viridiplantae, Streptophyta, Magnoliopsida, Lamiales, Oleaceae. The record is from RefSeq and is a predicted model, not a curated record. The transcript has 6 exons. Bases 29 to 703 code for a protein of 224 amino acids. Gene Ontology annotation, cellular component: cytosol.
UCCUAAUCCAGUGGAUCCAAAAAGCUACAUGGUUAUGCUGUGCUAUAAGAAUGGGUCUCUGGCCCGUGAAGAUAUACGUAACCAGUGCGCGGAUAAAUCUUGGGAGGUUUUCAAUAAAUUUUUGCAGCAAACCCAACCUCUAAAUGGUGGAAAAUUAGGCUUUUAUUACAAAGACCAUGAAAUUCUUCCUCCUCUUCCGGUCGGGUUCCAUCGUUAUGUUCUUGAGAAUUUCAAUGGAGAGUCUUUAGAUGGAGUAAGUGAAUGCGAAGUCAAGGAAUUUGACCCUCCUUCUGAGGUUCGGGCAUUAGUUGAGGGCCAGUUGCUUUCUAUGCGAGCUCAUGCUGAAAGAUUUGGCAUGCCUUCACCUCCAAAGCGGAUCAUUGCUACUGGUGGAGCAUCAGCAAACAACUACAUUCUGAGCUUCGUAGCUUCAAUUUUUGGGUGCAAUGUUUAUACAGUCCAAAGGCCAGACUCGGCUUCAAUGGGGGCUGCACUAAGGGCAGCUCAUGGUUGGUUGUGCAACAAGAAGGGCAAUUUUGUACCGAUAUCGAGCAUGUACAUGGACAAUUUGGAAAAGACAUCUCUCAAUUGCAAACUUGCUGCAACUGCUGCAGACCCAGAGCUUGUGUCGAAGUAUGCUCUAUUGAUGAAGAAAAGAGUCGAAAUUGAGAACAGCCUUGUCCAAAAGCAUGGACGGUUGUGAGAUUGAAAUAGGGGUUGCAACAGUUCACAAGCAAAUGGAUAAAUAAUUGCUUAUAAUGCAUUUUGGUUAAUGGAGAGUGUAUACUAUGUUACAUGAGGAUUUUGUCCAUUUUGUAUUUAUAUCUUUGAAAUUUGAUAAAUAUCUCUUUCAUUUCUGAGUAGUGUGCUGUAAAUAAUGAGAAUGGCGUGGUAUCAUUGCCAAGAUUACUGUUGUUUCAAUUAGAAUCUUCACUCGCACUACUA